Messenger RNA from Papaver somniferum (opium poppy), 2524 nucleotides. RefSeq names its product autophagy-related protein 13b-like. Lineage: Eukaryota; Viridiplantae; Streptophyta; Magnoliopsida; Ranunculales; Papaveraceae. Bases 314 to 2215 code for a protein of 633 amino acids. Gene Ontology annotation, cellular component: extrinsic component of membrane; cytosol; Atg1/ULK1 kinase complex. Gene Ontology annotation, biological process: protein localization to phagophore assembly site; mitophagy; autophagosome assembly. The record is from RefSeq and is a predicted model, not a curated record. The transcript is spliced from 3 exons.
CUGUUCACGAGUCACGACUAUAUCUUCUCCUUCUCUUCUACUGCUCUUUAAAAUCCUUCCCCUCUGUCUUCUUCUUCUUUCACUCCACGACUCCCUCACUGACGACCCCUUUUGAAACAGUCAGUCUCUCUUAAACUCCAAGAAAAUAUCUCAUACGCAAUCCAUAAUCUAAACAAGAACAGUCCAAAAAAUCCCAAUUUAUUAGGGUUCCAAAUCAACAAAACGGUUUGUUCUUUACUCUUCCAUUUUCACUUCGUUUGAUUAUUAGGGUUUAUAAAUUCUACUUUGAUUCUAGGGUUUUUAGGGUUUUAUUAUGGGGACAUCAUCUGAACCAGCAAAGAUUGAACAGAUUAUAACUGAAUUCUUUGCAAAGAGUUUACAUAUAAUAUUAGAAUCAAGAACACAACCAUGUAGUUCAUCCCGUAACAACUAUAGUGGUGAACAAAUAUUAUUAUCAUCUCCAUCUUCAUCAUCAUCGUCUUCAUCCAGUGUUAGACCAAGAGAUAAAUGGUUUAAUUUAGCAUUAAGAGAAUGUCCUGCUUCAUUAGAAAAUCUUGAAUUGUGGCAUCAAAGUAAUUUAGAACCUAUGGUUGUUGAUGUGCUACUUUUUCAGAGGGGGGCUGUUAAUUUUCAUGAUGAUGGUGCUGAAAUGAUGAAAAAAGAUAAGGUGAUUGAGAGAUGGGUUGUCAAGUAUGAGACUAGGAAGAGUGGGAGGGAUUUUGGGCAUGGGGGGAAUAAGAGGAAUCCUCCCAGUGCUACUUCGCAUUCUUUGUAUAAGAAAUCCAUUAUUUUGUUGAGAUCUUUGUAUCUUACUGUUAGGUUAUUGCCUGCGCAUAAAUUGUUUCAUGAAUUGAAUUCAUCGGGGCAGAUACUUACCUAUGGGUUAGCUCAUAGGGUGUCUACGUUGGUUGAGCCAUUUACUCGUAGAGAGGAGGUGGAAAUGAAGGAAUUUGUGUUCACUCCAGUGGAUACUACUUGUGGUAUGCUUUGUUUGUCUGUGUUGUAUUCCCCAGCGUUGUCUGAUGUGAAUUCAGAGCCUUCAACUCCUGUAUCGCCGCAGUUUAUACCAGAUUAUGUGGGAAGUCCAACAACUGAUCGGCUUAAGAGUUUUCCGUCUCUUCCUUUAGCUAGAUUCAGGUCUCAUGAGAUACCUUCUUCGGUACCCUUUGAAAGGCGACAUAGCUGGAGUUAUGAUAGUUAUGGAUCAUCUGCACCUCCGGUAUCUGGCUUUCCUUCACCUGCAUAUUCUGACUCUAGAGGUUUUUCUUAUAAUCCCAGUUCUCAUCGCCUUCCACCUUUGAGCAUACCAAGUCAUCAAUCUGAAACUCCAGGCUCCAGCAAUGCAUCUUUGGCAACUAGGAAUACAAAUUUUGAUGAUUUUUGGCCCUCACCAAUGCCCUCUCCAACUCCGUCUCCGUCACCACCCGCCCAUUUGAAAUCAAAAGCUCUAUUAUGUUCUGGAAGUGCUCCAGUAAGCAUUCCCACAACUGGGAACCCUGCAUUGCGAAACAUUCAUGUAGCGACUCCGUCUCCUCCAAGGGAAAAGAUGGGUCCCUCUCAGUCCAGCAAUGGUAGGAACUUGACUAGAGCUGGAGAUGUUAAUUCUGCCUUAAAAUAUGAGAAGAUGAACUCCUUUGGAAAAGAUGAGGUUGGAAAUAUAUAUGGAGCAAAAGCAUCAUCCGGCAUUUCACCAAGAAUUUCUUUCUCCAGGAGCUCCAGUAGGUUUUCCUCCCAGGAUAUGUUUGAUUAUUCGGAUUUUGCAUGCCCAUUUGCUGUUGGGGAUGAUAUAACUGAUCCACGCCCAGGACCAGAUCUUUUCGAUGGAAAAGCGCAUCAUACUGAGCCCAGAGGACAAGUCAGGAAAUCCCAGGAUGCUGCUGUUGGUGCCCUUGUGGAGAUGUUAAGUACAGCACCACCACUUCGCCAAGAUAUCUCAAAAUCGAUCAAGUUGUCACAAGUCUCGAAACCUGAGAUCUGGGGAAGAAGCACUGAAGAACCUGCUGUAACUUUGGAAUCUGAGACAGGAGGAUUAUCAAAUUCUUCUUGCAAUGUCAACAUCACAUCAUCUGGACUUCAGAUAUCGAAGACAACUGCUGAUGCAUUGGAAGAAUUCCAGAGUUACGGACAGAUAAAAGAAUCAUUGCUGCUCAGGAACGGUAAUGAUGGGACCUCGACUAGUGCCGGCCAUGCAUCAGAAACUGCAGAUAAAAGCUGAAUGCCAUUUUAGUUCUAAUGCCUACUGGUUCUUUGUGAAGAGUUGUACAGUAUUUCUUCCUAUAAUGUUCAUGUCUAUGGGUCUGAGUGCCGUACCCAUGAACUUUUCAACUGUUCAAAAAUCAAAAGAAAAAAAAAAGUACAUAAAAGAAAAAGAAAAAUCAUCUCGAGUUUCCUUUCGUAGCUAUUAGCAAUUGUAUAUGCAUCUUGCAUGACAGAGUUAAGUACUUUUCUCGACAAUUCCCUGUGUAUAAAGAACAUAACCAUCUUUCAACUGUUUAUAAUAAUAUAGAAGUUCGUAUAAGGGUUU